Messenger RNA from Cannabis sativa, 738 nucleotides. RefSeq names its product stress response protein NST1-like. The transcript is spliced from 3 exons. Lineage: Eukaryota; Viridiplantae; Streptophyta; Magnoliopsida; Rosales; Cannabaceae. The record is from RefSeq and is a predicted model, not a curated record. The coding region runs from base 1 to 738 and encodes 245 amino acids.
AUGACCGGCGAGUUCGCUUCUCAGCUCACACGUUGCGCGCCCAAGCGGUUUGCCACUUGCGCUUCCCUGAACUCCAUCUUCCAGGUCCAGGACCUCAGCCAUUCUCUCACGGUGCUUGCUGCUGAGGCUGGCCGCCUCUCCAAGAACAUCAUAAACCAUGGCUUCACUCUGUCCGACUUUGGGGACAUGAAUGACGUCAGGAAGGUCCUUCAGGACCUCACAGCGGAGAGGCAGAUCUACCAGGAGGCUGCCGAGCGCCAGGAGGCAGCGGCCAAGGCCAAGGAAGAGGAGGCCAAACGGAGGGAGGCUCAGGCGGAGGCCAUGAUUCGGGACGAGGCUCAGCAGAGAGACAGGAUGGAGGCCCAUCACCAGGAGGAACUAAGGGCUCAAACCGAGGCUGCUGAGAAGGCCAGGCGAGAUCUCCGGGAGGCCAGGGAGGCUUUGGAUGAAAUGGUCGCCAAGGUGAGAUCUUUAGAGGAGACUCACCAGUCGGACAUUGAGUCUAAGGCCGCUCUAGCUGCGGAGUUGAAGGAGCUUAGGGAUUUCAAAGAACAAUCCACCAAGAAGGCCAAGAGGGCCGAGCUCCUUUCUCCUGUUUCCUCCAUGUUUGGUGCCAUUGUACAACUGUUAAAGAACCAAAAGAAGAAAAAAACAGAGCACUGGAAACUGAAAACAUGGGCUAGCAGAUCACUCAAAACUAGGGGUGUUCACGGAUUGGUUUGGUCUGGAUUUUCAUAA